AUGCAUCCGGCCUUGCAAAUUCUCGAAGUGAUAGACAUCAUUAGUUCGCACACAGAACAUAGAUCCCUUCCUGCACUUGCAUCCACAUGCCGUGCCUUCGAGAGCCCAGCACUUAAUGUCCUUUGGAGGGAUUUGCAGUCCGUCGAGCCACUUGUCAAAUGUUUACCAAGCGACCUGUUUGGCAUCGAUCGUGAAUGUUUGGUGUGUCACAGUUAUCAUAUGAUUGCGAGCUUCAGAGUCCAAACUAAGUUCACGUGCGCAGGUGCUACAGAAACCUCUUGAUCACAAGAUGUGGGACACUCUUUCUAGAUACACAUCCCGCGUGUACUCUAUCACACAAAUCGGCGACUCGACAUUUAUCGGGCCCCUCAGUUUGAUAAUAUUGUCUUGUCCUUUGGCACCCGCGUCCUUAUUUCCCAACAUCUGUCAAUUGACAUGGCAUGCCGAUACUGCCCACGGCGCUACAGAAUUCUUGCGCAUGGCUUUUGUGCCCUCCCUAUUGUCCUUGAACGUACGGGUUUCUUCGGCUUCCCCCGCCUUUUUCUCGGUCUUUUCGUCUCUUGGGACUUCAUGUCCUCACCUUCAGAGCAUGAAUUUAAGAUAUCACCGUACAAUCGACGAGCCGUCUCCUAACAAUUCACCAUUUAUCAUACAACCUAUUUCCCAGCUCCACAAUCUUCGUAAUUUGGAAGUAUGGGACCUAGGAUUCCAGGGAAUCCAGCACAUGAUGCUGCUACGAGCUCUGCAGACGAUAAGGCUGGACUUCAGGACAUCGUCAUCGUCAGCUUGGGACGUACGUUCGCCUUCGCAACUCCCGGGCUUUCAAAAUUUGCAUCUUUUGGGUCUUGAUGUCAAUGCAUUCGAGCGCCCCUUGAACUUCUUGAGUUCACUUACGGUCAUCAGAACCAAAAAAGUUUUGGUCAGCUUCACCCCUCGCGUCGCACAGUCCCCCGCACGUGUAUCCCCGAUGUUAUCCCAGUUUCUCGCCAUCCUCCAAAAGAGAUGUGACAACAACAAACUCGAACACUUUACUUUCAUUGCAUUUUCAAACAGGAUGCCGGGGAUACGUACAGAACCGGGCGUCCUCGCAUCAUUACGCGCAUUUAGCAAUUUAACUCAUCUGGACAUUGGGAGGGGCUGUGACAUUUCGAUGUCUGACGAGGAGCUAUGCUACCUGACGGGAGCCUGGCCUAAGCUCCAAGUCCUCAGAAUCAGCCUGUGUCAUCAUCGAUUCGGAUACUACCGCAGUGCCUACAUUCCAUGGGCUAAUACGUGUACUUCGACUCUGCCCCGCUCUAAUUUCGCUCGCUCUUGUCACCGACACCACCAAGCUAGAUGGGAUUGACCUCAGAAGCCCCGGCG
Molecule: messenger RNA, 1362 nt
Organism: Suillus subaureus
Lineage: Eukaryota; Fungi; Basidiomycota; Agaricomycetes; Boletales; Suillaceae
Exons: 1
Coding region: 290-1345 (351 amino acids)
Source: RefSeq, a predicted model, not a curated record